Messenger RNA from Numida meleagris (helmeted guineafowl), 2817 nucleotides. Its product is annotated as nuclear GTPase SLIP-GC-like. Gene Ontology annotation, molecular function: GTPase activity. NCBI's taxonomy places the organism in Eukaryota, Metazoa, Chordata, Aves, Galliformes, Numididae. The record is from RefSeq and is a predicted model, not a curated record. Bases 272 to 2539 code for a protein of 755 amino acids. The transcript has 19 exons.
GGGGAGGAGUUCCACCAGGUUUCGUUUCUUCUGCGAAAGAAGAGUUCCACCACGUUUCAUUUCUUCCGCGAAGGAGGAGUUCCACCCGGUUUCGUUUCUUCUGCAAAAGAGGAGUUCUCGGAAAGCCUUCGAAUCUGAAGGAGGCUCUUGCAGUGCUUCCAUCUGUCCUGGGGCCACCACCUUCUGAGCUGCUGACAUCCAACAUUCCACCAAGGGACAGCACCCCACUACUUUGCUGAGGUCAUCUCUGGUUUGGCAUUACUCCUUUACGAUGGCAGAAGGAUGUUCCAGACAAUGCGGUGGCAAUGAUGAUUCACUGGAAGAGACUCCCAAGAAGAAGUGCAAGAGAGAGCAGGCUCCUGAGUAUGGGGAGCAAGAGACUGUCAAGAACUGUAAAAGGAUGCAAAGUGAACUAAAGACCAUCCUGGAGAAGUCCUCCCAGAAGCUGUUAGAAUCCCUCCCUAAAUUCAGCCAGCCUGGGGCAAGAGAGGGGAUCCUAUAUCUUGGGAACCGCAUCAAAAGCUUGAAGCCCGACAUUCUGAUGGACCCCAUUUACAUUGGUCUCUUUGGCAGCACCGGGGCAGGGAAAAGCACAUUGCUGAAUGCCAUCAUAGACAAAAAAUACUUCUUGCCGGUGUCAGGGUGCAGUGUCUGCACAUCCUGUGUGGUGCAGGUCAACACAAGCCGCAGUAAACAGCAUGAGGCCAAAAUUCACCUGCUCACAGAUGAGGAGUGGAAGGAUGAGCUGAGGGGUCUGGUGGAACUUGUGGACCCCAGUGAAGACAGCAAGUACAACAGCGAAGGAAGUGAGGCUGCUUUGAAGAUCUCUGCUAUCUACGGCAAAGGAGCUGAAACGAAGAGUUAUGAAGAGCUGUGCAGGAUGAAACCCGUAGUCUCCAUUCAACCUUCAAGAUGUAUCACCUUCAGGGAAACAACAGCAGAAGAACUUUCAGAAAAAAUGAGCCCAUAUAUCCGGAGUCCAACCAGUGCAGAAGGAGAAAUGGAAGAAGAAGAAGACAGAAAAAUGCAGCUCUGGCCCCUAGUCAAAAAUGUGGAAGUGACUCUCCCAUAUUCACAAGUGAUUCCGGAAGGUGUUGUCUUUGUGGAUAUUCCAGGGACAGGUGAUUUCAACAGCAAAAGGGAUGAAAUGUGGAAAGAGAACAUCAACAAGUGCUCCGUUAUUUGGGUGGUCAACUCCAACCAGCGGAUCGUGGGAGGCAAAAUCCAUGAGGUGCUGCUGAAUGAGGGCAUGAAGGCUUUCCAGUGUGGGAUGUGCAGGGACAUCUCCUUGGUGGUCACCAAGUCCGAUAACUUGGAUCUAGAGGAAUACAGACGGGAAAAAAAGAAAAAAACUAUAAGUAAACACGAUGCUAUUCUGGAAAUGAAUGAACAUGUGAAACAGAAGAAGAGCAUAACGAUAAAGAAAUGGCUCGAGGAAAAGCUCCCAAAUGACUUGGAGGUGGUGCACAAGGCUGACCUCGUGUACACGGUCAGCGCCCGCGAGUACUGGCAGGGGGAGACGCUCAGCCAGGAGGAAACAGAGAUCCCAAAGCUGAGGGAUUACAUCCGCAAGUUUUAUGUUGAGCAGAAGAAGAAGGUGCUAGUGGAUCACACCGUGGAGGCUAUCACCAUUUUCUCUCUCAUCUGUAGCCUCCAGGCCAACAAACAUGCUCAGUAUCAGCUUGCAAAAAGAAAUCACUUGAGAGAUGUCAUUGUGCAGAAGAUCGCUGACUUGGGGAAAGAUAUUAAGGAAUGCUUUCUGCCCAUCGAGCAGCUACUCGGGGAAGGUGUAGAGGAAGCAAAGAAGUCAUAUGAGACAGCUCUCCGCAGUAUCCUCAAUCGCAACCAUGGGUACCAAGGCUACCACCGGACCUUGAGAGCUGUGUGCCUGAAGAAGGGAGUCUAUGCCUCCCGCACCUUCUACCGGAUAGACAUCAACAGCUCCUUGGCACAGCCCAUCUAUGAAAAGAUCGACAAGAGUUUUGGGAAUGUGUUUGGGAUCCAGAUGGGCACCUGCUCCACACUGAAAGCCUGCCUUAAUGCUUUCAAAGAGGCCGUGCAGCAGAAACUACAGGAUGCCCAGAUCAAACUGAUGGCUGACAACGAGCACAAGCUGGCAUUCCUCAAGCAGGAGACAGACUUCAUCGUCAGUGAGGCUGAGAAACUCAUCCUCCAGAGGAAAGCAAGUAUCUACCAGUCCCUUGUAGUAUCCAUUCAGAAUGACCUGCUGGUCUACUAUGAAGAGGCUGCUGCAGUGAGAGGACUACAAGCCUACCAGAAGAUGCAAAAUAUCCUUAGCAAAGGUGUCACAAGAGCAGAGGAAAGUGGGAUGUUCAGGAGAGCUGAGAACAGCAUGAGAGAGCACCUGCAGGAGAUGAAGGAGCAGAUCACCAGGAAGCUGGAGGAGGACUUCUCCAACAUGCUCAGCCUCGCCUUUUGCCCCUGGGACCAACUGGAUGGCAAGCUGCCAGACUUGCAUAAUGAAUACCUGCACAUCAGCUUCAUUCAUAAGACCCUGCAAUCAGCCAAAGCCUCUUAGAGAGCUGCAGGAAUUGCCUCUGAUGGUGUGUUUUUAUUAUUCCUGUUGGUGGCUUGCUCUCUUUAUCCUGAGACUUCAUAGGAAAUCAUCUCCAAUGCUUUUUUGUUUCCUCUUGCAAGGAAUUCUGAGAUAUUUUGUAUGCAUUUUAUAGUACUGCCAAAGUAAGAGUCCUGGGCAACGUUCAGUGUCCCUUCCCUGCACGCCUACAUGCCAAACAUAUCCUGAUUUCACCAGCCAGGCUUCUAUCAUUCUUGAUGCUUCAGAUUUUUCUAAUAAAA